Messenger RNA from Xyrauchen texanus (razorback sucker), 918 nucleotides. RefSeq lists its product as uncharacterized. The record is from RefSeq and is a predicted model, not a curated record. The coding region runs from base 28 to 918 and encodes 296 amino acids. The transcript is spliced from 2 exons. Lineage: Eukaryota; Metazoa; Chordata; Actinopteri; Cypriniformes; Catostomidae. Gene Ontology annotation, molecular function: nucleic acid binding.
AGAGGACACCAAGGUGGAAGGGGCCCUAUGUUCACUCGUGCACAAGAGGCUGCCAUUGUGAACAUGGUUUUGGCCAAUAAUUGUAUCAGGCUGCGAGAAAUCCAAGCCAACAUCAUCAAUGAUGACAAUAUUUUAAAUAACAUCCAACGAGUCUCUCUGUCAACAUUAGGUCGAAUCCUAAAGAAAAAUCAAAUAUACAUGAAGCAACUGUAUCGGGUACCAUUUGACAGAAAUUCAGAGAGAGUGAAACAUCUGCGCAAUGAGUAUGUGGAGAGAGUCUUGCAAAUGGAUGCAGCAGAAAUUCAACAUGAAUUUAUAUAUGUGGAUGAGGCUGGAUUUAACCUUGCGAAAACAAGAAGAGGGAGAAAUGUAAUUGGACACAGGGCAAUCACCAAUGUGCCAGGGCAGCGAGGGGGUAACAUCACCAUUUGUGCUGCUAUCACACAAAAUGGGGUCCUCCACCACCAUGCAAAUCUAGGACCCUAUAAUGCAAAUCUAAUUUUUGCAUUUCUUGACCGAUUGCAUGAGAUUGUCACAGCAUUACACCAAGUGGACCAGAUGCGGUACAUUGUCGUUUGGGACAAUGUCUCAUUCCAUCGGGCUGCUCUGGUCCAGAAUUGGUUCCAUGAUCACCCUGAUUUUGAAGUCUUAUACCUUCCCCCAUACUCCCCCUUCCUGAAUCCUAUAGAAGAGUUUUUUUCAGCGUGGCGGUGGAAGGUAUACGACCUGCGGCCCUAUGACCGUUUGCCCCUCAUUCAGGCCAUGGAGCAGGCCUGUGAUCUUAUUGAAGCAGCUUCUGUGCAGGGCUGGAUUCGUCACACAAGGCGAUUCUUCCAACGGUGCCUUGCCAAUGAAGACAUAGCCUGUGAUGUGGAUGAAAUCUUAUGGCCUGAUCCAGCCAGACGGAGAGAUGAAUAG